This is a messenger RNA of Raphanus sativus (radish), 1021 nucleotides long. RefSeq names its product protein SLOW WALKER 2. Gene Ontology annotation, cellular component: nucleus. Lineage: Eukaryota; Viridiplantae; Streptophyta; Magnoliopsida; Brassicales; Brassicaceae. The coding region runs from base 223 to 699 and encodes 158 amino acids. The transcript is spliced from 5 exons. The record is from RefSeq and is a predicted model, not a curated record.
GGAUCCAAAGAUAAAAAGAACUGUGGCCCAACCCUAUGGCUAAAGCAGGGAGGCAAUUUAUUAAGGUUUUAACCACAUAAGCAAAUACGAAACCUGGCACAGACGACAAAGUAGCUGAUAAGAAAAGUACCAACACAAAGGACACAAAAGAAGAGAAGUCCUCUGAUUCACAUGUUGAAUUGGAUUCCAGAAUCCUAUCAGCUCUACUGACGGAUCAUCCUGAUGUGUUUUUUUUUGUAUACAUUAUGUAGUUUGAUGGCUUUGAGACUUUACAGUUCACCUUGUGCCUUUUUGCAGGGAGUUGACAGAGCUUUUCCGUAUGUUUCCACUGACGAGGUAGGUGUUAUAAUUGAAUCCCAGACGCCGGUGCUUUUCAAACUGGUACAUUCAAAGAAUUUCAACGUGGGAGUUCAAUCACUGAUGCUUCUUGACAAGAUCUCAUCCAAGAAUAAGAUUGUCAGUGAUAGAUUUUACCGUGCACUGUACUCCAAACUUCUCCUUCCCUCCACAAUGAAUUCUUCUAAGGCAAGGCUGAAAUGUUUAUUUGGGCUUCUUCUCGGAGUCAGGAAAAACAAUAUAAAACCGCCUUCUCCAAAAGAGUCUUGCAGUAACGGAGACCGUGUCAGUUGGUGGGAGCUAGUGCUUCUUUCUUCACGCGCUCACCCUUCGGUGGCUACAAUGGCUGGAACUCUUCUCUAGGAACUACUAUAGUUUACAACGGAAACCCUUUGAAUCUAUCUCUUACUACUUUCUUGGAUUAAUUCGUGGAGAAGAAACCAAAGUAAAACACUUGGCAUGGUGUCUCCCAGAUGGAACCUUCCAAGAAGGAACAAGCAGAGGUUGAAAAUUUUAUGAGUGUUUUAAAAAUUGGUCUAGGCGUCCACCAAGUCUUCGUAUUUGAACACAAUAAUUUUAUUUAACCAACUUUUAAAGAAAUGUUAGUUUAGACACUCAAAAAAUCAGUCUAGAUACCCGAGUAAACAUUAAUCUUUUUAAGAUGUCCAACCUUUCUUGAAUACUG